Messenger RNA from Macadamia integrifolia, 438 nucleotides. Its product is annotated as polyadenylate-binding protein 2-like. NCBI's taxonomy places the organism in Eukaryota, Viridiplantae, Streptophyta, Magnoliopsida, Proteales, Proteaceae. The record is from RefSeq and is a predicted model, not a curated record.
UCAUUUUAUGCUUGUGUGUCUGAGCGUUUUCUACGCCAGACCGACAGGUUAAAAGCAAGGUAGCCUACGUCACUGCAAUUCCACAACGAGAACGAAACAGAAACGGAAGUGCCGUGCAGUUCCACAACGAGAAAGGGUCAGAUGGACGAGGAGGAGCACGAGGUGUAUGGGGGAGACAUCCCUGAUGAGGGAGAAAUGGAAGGGGAAAUGGAGGCUAAUAAUGCCGAUGUUGAGAUGGGCAGGGCCGAUGAAGAUGCCGUCAAGGAGCUGGAUGAGAUGAAGAAACGGUUGAAGGAGAUGGAGGAGGAAGCAGCUGCUCUUCGUGAAAUGCAGGCUAAAGUUGAGAAGGAAAUGGGUGCUGUCCAAGAUCCUGCAAGUGCAGCUGCAAAUCAGGCAAAUAAGGAGGAGGCAGAUUCUCGAUCAGUGUUUGUUGGUAAU